Molecule: messenger RNA, 1308 nt
Organism: Haliaeetus leucocephalus (bald eagle)
Lineage: Eukaryota; Metazoa; Chordata; Aves; Accipitriformes; Accipitridae
Gene: TBX22
Product: T-box 22
Exons: 7
Coding region: 1-1308 (435 amino acids)
Biological process (GO): positive regulation of DNA-templated transcription; cell fate specification; regulation of transcription by RNA polymerase II
Cellular component (GO): nucleus
Molecular function (GO): RNA polymerase II cis-regulatory region sequence-specific DNA binding; DNA-binding transcription factor activity, RNA polymerase II-specific
Source: RefSeq, a predicted model, not a curated record
AUGGAAAAGUCUCAAACCUGCCUCGGGGCUGACUCCUCCAGCAAAGUGCUGGUGGUGCAGAGACGGCGGCGGUGGAAAGAAAUCAGUCAAACCCAAACAGUUGGAAAAGCACUUUGCCGGUACCCAGGCCGAUGGAUCUGUGAUGCUGCUGGGGCAGCAAAGGAAGGAAUAAAGAUCCGCACAGGUGGAGCUGAUCCUGCUCUGGGGUACGUCUAUCACAGCUCGCAGUGGAUGGUGGCGGGGAACACGGAUCAUUCCUGCAUCACCCCCCGGCUCUACAUCCACCCCGACUCCCCCUGCUCAGGGGAGACCUGGAUGAGGCAAAUCAUCAGUUUCGACCGGGUGAAGCUCACCAACAACGAGAUGGACGACAAGGGGCACAUCAUCCUCCAGUCCAUGCACAAGUACAAGCCCCGCGUCCACGUUAUCGCCCAGGACUCCCGCUUCGAUCUAGCGCAGAUCCAGUCGCUGCCGGCCGAGGGGGUGCACAGCUUCUCCUUCCAGGAGACCGAGUUCACCACCGUGACGGCUUACCAGAACCAGCAGAUCACGAAGCUGAAAAUCGACAGGAAUCCCUUCGCCAAAGGUUUUCGGGAUCCCGGGAGGAACAGGGGGGUCCUGGACGGGCUCCUGGAGACCUACCCGUGGCGACCCCCCCUCGCCCUGGAUUUCAAGGCUUUCGGCGCAGACAGCCAGGGUGGGAGCUCCAGUUCUUCGCCGGUGACCUCCAGCGGCGGGACGCCCUCUCCCCUCAACCCCCUGCUCUCUCCAUCGUGCUCACCUCCCGCGUUUCACUUGUCGGCAAGCAACAUUGGCGUGUCGUGCCCCGAGACCUACCUACACAACCUCAACGUGCCCCUCUACUACAAGAUUUGUCCUACGGGCUUCUUAAGACAACAGUCUCUCAUCUUUCCAAGCCACGAAAAACUGGGAGGCACCAACGCGCAUCUUUUACCCCACGUCAUGGUGGAUAUGCCAAAACUAUCUUCCCUCGGCAUAACCAAUCUGAAAAAUGCUAAAGCUGAAGACUUAAACGGGCAAUGUCUACAAGUACCCAAUUCUGCUAGUCAAAUGCUGUAUGGAUUACAUGCAUCUGGAAACAUUUUCCCAUCAAGUCCCAUUGCUCGGGAAGCACUUAAUUGUUCUUUACAUCCUCCAUAUGGCUUGUAUGGUUAUAACUUCUCUGUGCCAUCUAGACUGAUGAAUGCAGCAAGCCAUUUCAAAGUGAGUGACAGCAUUCCUGCUUCUUUGAGAGAUGGCAGAUGUAAUCACUCUAACUGGCACCCGACAAUUAACCAUUGCCUUUAG